AUGGCCGAGGAACCAGUUAGUAUUAUACGAGAAACUACCAGAAACUUGUUGAAAUUGAACCGGCGUUUGCAUAAAGAUGAACAAACUGACUCUCAUCGCUCAAUUCAAGAAACAAGGAUCACGAAAGAAACUAUAGUAGACAUUGCAAAUAAGCUGAAAACUAAAACAUCUAUUUCAACAUCAGAUCUGCAAACAUUGAAGAAUGGUUUGAUAGAUGACAGCACGAACAUUGAAGUUAUUUUAAACACUCAUGGAGCUUUACGAGGGAUUAUAAGAGAAUUGACAGGUCAUAAUGUUAAAAAUCAGUGUGCGGCUGCGGGUUGUUGCUGUAAUUUGGCUCUGGGAGACUCGAGAGCCUGUAUGUCACUUGCAAAGGCGGCAGGGUCUUAUCUCACUGCUGCACUGGAUAACCUCACUACAGAGCUAGCUGUAACAUGUGCAUGGACACUGGGUAACUUAGCGGGUGCAAAUACAAAAGUUUGCGAUGUUCUUAUAUCACAGGGAGCUUUAUCUAAGCUCAGCGAAUAUAACGUAAAUGUGGAUUUUCAAGACGCUGCAUUGUAUGCUUUAGUGCACUUUGUGUACCAAUUGAAAGAUGAUUUAAGCUCUGAUCACCUAACCAAAAUACUGCAAACUGUAUCAAAACUAGAAAUUACUAUGGAAUCCAGUAAACUGCUAUCAAUAUUAUCAUGUCACAAGGAUUUUUCAGAAAAUAUCAGUGAAAAACUCUUACAGAAGAUCUUAGAAGACUUACAAAUAAGCAUAAAAUACCACAUAGAAAUGUGCAGUCAAAACAAAAUCUGUUGUAGAUUAGUUUACUUGCUCCGUUCGUUAGCUAAUAUGGAUAAAAUGUAUGAUCAUAUAUUAAAAUAUUUCACUUUUCAUAAUAUGUCUGUAAGUUUUAAAAGUUUGUUAAAUACUAAUAAAUGCGUCAGUGAGACCUGUUUGUGGCUUUUAGGUAAUUUAUUCAAUUUCUGUGAUGAUAAACAAUUUUUUGGUGUGUUAACUAGUUGAUGUUAUAUGAUAAAAAUAAAUGGUUUUAACUUUU
This is a messenger RNA of Melitaea cinxia (Glanville fritillary), 1048 nucleotides long. RefSeq lists its product as uncharacterized. NCBI's taxonomy places the organism in Eukaryota, Metazoa, Arthropoda, Insecta, Lepidoptera, Nymphalidae. The record is from RefSeq and is a predicted model, not a curated record. The coding region runs from base 1 to 1014 and encodes 337 amino acids. The transcript is spliced from 5 exons.